Molecule: messenger RNA, 1231 nt
Organism: Meleagris gallopavo (turkey)
Lineage: Eukaryota; Metazoa; Chordata; Aves; Galliformes; Phasianidae
Source: RefSeq, a predicted model, not a curated record
GAAGGGGAAGGAAAGGAUGUGGAGGAUGUGAAGAGUUUCCUCUGCCAAUUAACCCAAGCCUGUCGUUGCCUCUGUGUAUUCUGGAUAAUUAAUGGCCCUUUCACCAUCAGAAUGUGGGGUUGGGGUAAAUGACAGAUGCCAGCUGGCAAUGCAGCUCUGGGCGCACUGCAUUAACACGACUGCCUUCACCGGCCGGUUUCGCUCUGCCGGGGGGGGCACACGCAAGGGAUGGGCUCCCAUCGCACCGACCCACAGCCACGAGAGCACGGGGACAGGAGGAGAUGCGGCCCGGUGCAGCCUGGCUGCGGUGCUCUGGUCCCAUUAGUGCUGUCAUUAAAAUCCAGUCAGUUUCCUUUGGAGAGCAAAGGCAGUCGGGGCAGCCGUGCCGAGGGUCGCAGCCGGACCGCGUCCCCCCAGAGCGCUGCUGCCAGCCCUCCCCUCCCGUUGUGUACUGGGGCUAAUUGGUGCAGGGUGCCCAUCUUUGCACCUUGUUAGCACGGCAAUUAGCUCUCUUUACCCUCCUGAUCGCCCAUGUGCAUAUUUGACUCCAAUCCAUCUUUCCAGCGAGUUAUAAAUGCGGCGCUGGGUUUGCAGAGGGGAGUAAAGCCGGGGCCGGGACAGCAGAGCCAUGCUGGGCGCCGUGCUGCUGCUGCUGGCCUUGGCACGGCCGGCGUCCACGGAAAGCCGCAGGGCUGAGGCUCUCAAAAAGCUGCUGGAAGUUUUUGGCAUGGAGGACCCCCCGCCGCCCCCGGCCCACGUCAAACAGCCGCCGCAGUUCAUGGUGGAUCUGUUCAACGCGGUGGCCAACGCCGACGGCGUCACCAAAAACCCCGACGUCCUGGAGGGCAACACGGUGCGCAGCUUCCUGGAUAGAAGUAAGGGGUCCCUGCGGAGCUGGGGUUGUGUGUGUGGGGGGGGAGUUGUGGGAUGGGGCUGUUUGGUUUCACUUCCCGAUCUGUCCCUCCCCGCAGCUCCAGGUGAGAAGAUGCGGUUCCUCUUUGUCCUCUCCAGCGUGGCCAAGAAUGAGAAGAUCCUGACGGCGGAGCUGCACCUCUUCCGUCUGUGGCCGAGAGCCGCAGAGGGGCCCAGGAGGCAUCACUUCUGCCAGGUCAGCGUGUACCAAAUUCUGGACAAGACGGAGCCGGACUCCCCCCAAGGACAGAAGCUGCUGGCAAGCAGGCUGCUCUCACUGCAGGGCUCGGGCUGGGAGGUCUUUGCCAUCACGCAGGCU